CUCUCUCUCUCUCUCUCCUCAGCUCCUCGGUGUUCCUCAGAUCAGCAGCGCGUCACUCAGUGCGCUGUGCUCGGGUUCAGACGCUGCUCCGCUCCGCUGUGGUGUGUACGGUGUACCGGGUGCUCCAGUCCCGUUUACCGGAUCAGUCUCGCGGUUUUCAACUUUCUUCGUUUAAACUCUGAACUUCAGCGCGUGAAAGGGACUUCCUGUUUUGCUGACGUACAGCGCCAGUGACCAAUGAGUGCUCGAGACUCUGUGAGUGGGCGGGGUCUGCGCGUGCGCAGUGGCGCUCCAGAAGCGCCGGUCAGAGUCACGUGACCGCCGGUGUGUCCCCCAUGUCUCCCGCUCGCGCGUGUCUCUGCCUGCUGUUCGGUUUACCGGCGGCCGGUAAAUCCCGCCUGGCGGAGCAGCUACGGGGACACGCCCACUCCCGCGGCUGGAGGACCUUGACGGUGACCUAUGACCUGCUAAUCCCCGAGCGCGACUGGAGAGAGGCAGAAUGGAAGCAGCACAGAAAAACAGUACUGGCGUGUUUGGAAAGAUUCCUGCAACACUCACUCUCUGAGCAGACACACACACUCCCGGAGACACACACACUCUGUGAGCAGGCUGAUGCUGGUGUGUGGAUGCGGUUCGAGCAGCUGCUGCGGGAUCAGAGUGUGUUUCUCUCACACACACACUCACAGCCGCUCGUGCUGCUGCUGGAUGAUAACUUCUACUACCAGAGCAUGAGGCAGCAGAUCCAGCAGCUGGCCAGGAGGACCGGCGUGGGCUUCUGUCAGGUGUUCCUGCAGUGUUCGCUGGGUGUGUGUGUGCAGAGGAACCGCCUGCGCGUGCGGCCGCUCCCUGACGCUGUGCUGCUGCAGAUGUCGGAGCGCUUGGAGCCACCGGACAGCAGAGACAAACACAGCCUGACACUUGUCGCUGUGAACAUCACACACACACAGCUGCAGCAGCUGAUGGAUCUGUGUGCGUCUGCGCUGGAGAACCCGCUGAGGGUCCGAGACGAGCAGCAGCAGGAGGCCGACAGACAGAUCUGUGCAUCCAGCGUUCUGCAUCAGGCCGACCAGACCUGCAGACGGGUGGUGUCUCAGACAAUCAAGACGGCCCGCGAGCGGCAGGCGUCUCCAGCAGAGCUGCAGCUUCUCUCGGCUGAGCUGAACCGGCUGAAGUGUGUGUUCCUGCAGGAGCUGCGCAGGGCCGUUCUGCAGUCUCCACACACACACACACCCGCGCACGUGCAGGCGCAGUUUGAGCACCGCAUACACCGCUGCCUGAACACCGGCAGGACUGACCCGGGGCCAGCGAUGCGGACUGUGCUGGUGUCUGAGGCCCGCGGGGCGCUGAGCAGAGCUGAUGAGGAACACACACUGACCAACACCAGCACCAGCUGAUCAAUAACCCAGACAGAGCGGUGUUCAGUAGACCAGGACGGGUCAGAUGUGGACUGUAGAGCGCUGAUGAUGUGUCAUGAGGAGAGAGGAACUCUUGAGCAGGAGUGAUGAACUCAUUCAUCAAUAAGAGGUUCUGUUUCUCUCAUCAUGUCUGUAAGUGGAUCAUCACUGCACUGAUUUUCAAAUGACAAUAAAGAGUGUUGAGUUAUGAAGUCU
This is a messenger RNA of Danio rerio (zebrafish), 1610 nucleotides long. The record is from RefSeq and is a predicted model, not a curated record. NCBI's taxonomy places the organism in Eukaryota, Metazoa, Chordata, Actinopteri, Cypriniformes, Danionidae.